Messenger RNA from Aspergillus wentii DTO 134E9, 2309 nucleotides. RefSeq names its product Zn(II)2Cys6 transcription factor. Gene Ontology annotation, biological process: positive regulation of transcription by RNA polymerase II. Gene Ontology annotation, molecular function: zinc ion binding; DNA-binding transcription factor activity, RNA polymerase II-specific; transcription cis-regulatory region binding. The coding region runs from base 134 to 2185 and encodes 683 amino acids. The transcript is spliced from 3 exons. NCBI's taxonomy places the organism in Eukaryota, Fungi, Ascomycota, Eurotiomycetes, Eurotiales, Aspergillaceae. Gene Ontology annotation, cellular component: nucleus. The record is from RefSeq and is a predicted model, not a curated record.
UCGCAAAGGCUGCUGGUCAGGCUUUGCUCGAUAAUACAGCCCCUGCAAAGCUUUCAAGCUCCAGCUUUUCCAGCGACUGUGUCCUGUCUUUUCCCUCGGUUUUUUUCACUCGACUAUAUCAAUAUCAAUCAAUAUGCCGGCCGCAUCCAAGAAGAAGUCUACUCCCGCCACCGAGCUGAGAAAGGCCUCUCAGUCCUCCCAGUCCUCUGUUGGUGAGCCCUCGGUCCUGGGAACCACAGAGAAGGGCAAGUUGCACAAGCGUUCUCGUUCUGGCUGCUUCACAUGUCGUCUUCGUCGGAAGAAGUGUGACGAGGCCCAUCCGUCCUGCGGUGCCUGCAGCAACCUCUGUGUGAAAUGCGAAUACAAGCGUCCCUCAUGGUGGGGAAACGCAGACCAGAGAAGGAUACAGAAGGAGCGCAUCAAGAACAAGAUCAAGCAGACAAAGAUGAAUGAGCGCAAUGGGUCCUUGACUGACCCCCUUGGCCGCAGUCGCAGCAUCGCUGUGACCUCGCCGCUCACCCCUGAAUACGAAUUCAACCGCCCACUCUACGCAGAGCCCUAUGACCUCUUCUCAUCGCACAUGCCCGCACCUGGAAUGAGCCAGAUUGUCUAUGGACCCUAUGGCCCCUAUGAGAUUGAUGUCAAGACAGAGCGACAGACAUACAUCAACGAUGUCCCAUUGCGUCAUGACUCUUCGAUCUCUACCUUCAGUACCUUUGCACCUCCCCAGUUGAACGCCCCUCUGCCGACUUUCCCCAGUGAGGAUAUGUUUCGCGAGGAGUACUUUGGCCAGCUUCCCACUCUUGAAGGAAUCGACCCUACUCUUUACGACCCCACCAUGGAGGACCAGACCUUCUCCACGCUACAGUCCAACAUCCCCGUUGAUGACCAUGACCGACCUCUCCUCGACCACUUCAUCCACAAUGUCUUGCGCCUGAUCUUCCCCGUCUCCGAGGCUCACCAGCGCGGGCACGCCCGCGCCGAGACAAUCCUCCAGGCCCUGGAGACAAAUAAGUGCUACCUUCACUGCUGCCUCAGCGUUUCUGCCAUCCACCUGAAGACUACAGAGGGUCUCGUGGGGGAACAGAUCGACCAUGAUAUUAUGCGACACCGGUAUGAGGCCAUCUCUCAACUAUGCCAGGCUCUCGGUCAGGAUAUCGACCACCAGGAAAUUCUCGAUGCCACCCUGGCCAUGAUUUUCUUCCACUGCUCCGUUGGCCCUUCAGAUGAUUACCUUCCCGACAUCCCCUGGUUUGACCACUUCCAAGCGGCAUCGAAUCUGGUGAACAGACUCGGACUUCCGGCUCAGAUGCUUGACUGUGAUGGCACAUACAUGGCCCCACCAUUCAGCAUGACACUGACCUCCUGGAUUGACAUUCUUGGCUCGACCAUGCAGGGAAAGACACCUCAAUUCGCGCACACCUACCGCUCCAAGCACCUCAGCGGUUCAUCUUCAGGCCUGAGCGAGCUCAUGGGCUGUGAUGACCGGGUGAUGUAUCUGAUUUCCGAGAUUGCCUGCUUGGAUGCCCUGAGAGCUGAGGGACGUGUUGAUGACAUGUCUGUCUGCUCGCAUGUUUCUGCCCUUGGACGACAACUCGAGUACACGGAACCAACAGAACCAGCCCUAGAGAGCCCCUACUCACCCGUCACUGGUGCCAUUCGCCCAGAGAUCUUGACCAGGAACAUGACCACCAUUUUCCGCAUCGCAGCCCGAAUUUACCUUUGCAGCCUUGUUCCAGGAUUUGACCGUGACCAGCCCAGCAACCUCAACCUGGUUUCCGCCAUCACCAACGCUUUGCAGUACAUCCCACCUGGCCCGAAUGGCUUUGACCGCUCCCUUGUCUGGCCAUUGCUCAUCGCUGGUGCAUUCUCCGCACCCACCAGCGAAUUCCGAACCGUCCUUGCCGAAAGAGCUGCUUCCCUUGGUGACCACGCCGACCUUGGCAGCUUUGGCCGCAUGUACCGCUUGCUCCAGGAGGUGUGGCGACUCAACGAUGACCCAGUCGACCCAAUUUAUGUUCCAGACGCCACAUUCUGCUCCUCCCCCCUGGCUAGCCCAGUUCUCAAGCAAGAGCCCUCUUCCCCUGGAAGCGACGGAAGCAUGGGAGGGAGAGAGAUCAAGAAGCAGCAGGUGCACUGGCGGGAUGUCAUGCAACGACAUGGCUGGCACUACCUUCUCAUCUAAGCUCGAAGCAACAUGAUCCAUUCCGUGGGAUUGUAUCUCACGACGACUAGUGUCUCUUGACGGGACCAAUGCGCGCAGGCUUGGACCUGCGAGCAACGACGGACAUGAAGCCUCCGAUGCUUAC